AUGUUGCCCACCAUUGAACAACUCAACACUGCUUCCAACGAGGCCUUCAUUGAAGCCGUUAACACUCUCUUUGAGACUGCUCCUCCUCUUGCAUCCCGCUUGUUGGCUGCUCGCCCCUACAAGUCCUAUAUUGAACUUAUCGACUUUGCUCAAAACUUGUGCCUUGGCAACGAGUUGACCAAUGAAGAAAAGCUCGAAGUCAUCAACGCCCAUCCUCGUAUUGGUGCCAGCAAGGCUAACCUUUCUGCCAUGUCGCUCAAGGAACAAGGUUACAAUGAUCGCCAAAACGCCUUGUCCAAGGAAGAUGAGGAGAUCAACGCCACUUUGGCUCGUUUGAAUGAGGAAUACGAGAAGAAGUAUGGCUUCAAGUUUGUUGUGUUUGUCGCUGGCCGACCUCGCAAGGAAAUCAUUCCUGUGAUCCAGGAACGUCUUGCUUCCAACAACCGAGAAAAGGAGCUCAUCACUGGCAUGACUGAUAUGAUGUUGAUCGCCAAGGACCGCCUCAACAAGGCUAAAAUUUAG
This is a messenger RNA of Lichtheimia ornata, 522 nucleotides long. RefSeq lists its product as uncharacterized. The transcript is spliced from 2 exons. The record is from RefSeq and is a predicted model, not a curated record. Lineage: Eukaryota; Fungi; Mucoromycota; Mucoromycetes; Mucorales; Lichtheimiaceae. The coding region runs from base 1 to 522 and encodes 173 amino acids.